UCACCCACCUUUUAAGGGCGGAGACUGUGAGCCGAGGGCUGUCUGAGGAAACAGGACACUGGUGCGGCAUCACUUCCUUUUCCCCCCCUCCUGCCGCUGCUUCCACCGCAGCCACAUGACACCGAGAUACAGAGAAACUAAAGGAAAGAAACAAGAGCCGUAACGUAACGAUUUCCCCCGGUCACAAGCACAACAGCAGCCCGUGCUUUGCGGCUCACACCCGCCAUUCUACCAGCUUUCUCUCUGUCGCUUCUCCAGCCAAUCGCCAUGCCUAAUAUCGUGCUCUUCAGCGGCAGCUCGCACCAGGAUCUGUCCCAGAAAGUGGCGGAAAGGCUGGGACUGGAGCUGGGGAAAGUGGUGACAAAGAAGUUCAGUAACCAGGAGACGAGUGUGGAGAUUGGCGAGAGUGUAAGGGGAGAAGAUGUUUAUAUUAUACAGAGUGGUUGUGGUGAAAUAAAUGACAACCUGAUGGAGCUCCUGAUCAUGAUUAACGCAUGCAAAAUUGCUUCUUCAUCUCGUGUCACAGCCGUUAUUCCAUGUUUCCCUUAUGCCCGUCAAGACAAAAAAGAUAAGAGCCGUGCACCCAUAUCUGCCAAGCUGGUUGCAAACAUGCUCUCUGUUGCUGGGGCUGACCAUAUAAUCACCAUGGAUCUCCAUGCUUCCCAAAUACAGGGUUUCUUUGACAUUCCUGUAGAUAACCUGUAUGCUGAACCAGCUGUGCUUCAGUGGAUCCGAGAAAAUAUCCCAGAAUGGAAGAACUCCAUCAUUGUGUCUCCCGAUGCUGGUGGUGCUAAAAGGGUGACGUCUAUUGCUGACAGGCUAAAUGUGGAAUUUGCCCUCAUCCACAAAGAAAGAAAGAAAGCUAAUGAGGUGGACAGAAUGGUGCUUGUUGGAGAUGUAAAAGAUCGUGUUGCUAUCCUAGUGGAUGAUAUGGCUGAUACAUGUGGCACCAUAUGUCAUGCUGUUGAUAAAUUACUUUCUGCUGGAGCAACAAAGGUUUAUGCAAUAUUAACACAUGGAAUUUUCUCUGGUCCCGCAAUCUCUCGAAUUAAUAACGCUGCAUUUGAGGCUGUAGUGGUAACCAAUACAAUUCCACAAGACGAUAAAAUGAAGCAUUGCCCCAAGAUUCAGGUUAUCGACAUUUCUAUGAUCUUGGCAGAGGCAAUUCGAAGGACUCAUAAUGGGGAAUCUGUGUCGUACCUUUUCAGCCAUGUACCUUUAUAAACCCUUACUGUGUUGCUAGUCCCCUUUUCUGUGCAUUUUUUUUAAAGCUAUGUUAGCCAAAAGCCAGAUAAAUGACUGUUUAACUGCAGUUCAGCAUAGUAUUUUUCUCCUCCACGGGGAAAGUGCUGUCUAGCUGUAGCAAAAGUAACAAAAAAGAUAAGUAGUUUCCCAAAUGCUUUCUGACAGUGCUGAAUAUAGCCCUGGUUUCCACUUGGUUACACUGUUGCAAAAAAAAAAAAACCCUCUGUGGACUUCUGAGUAGAACUUAUUGCUGUGUACUUGCACAAAACGUAUCACUGAAUAAAUCUUGUGGGAGAGAUAAGACAGUUUGAAUGUUAUUAUAUCUAGUGAAAGAGUGAUAGGUUAGUUUGGGAAUGAAGAGAUGAAAGCCUAUUUUGUAUGCAGUAUAAAACGUACUCUCUCGAGUGUUCUCAGACAGCGGUUUAAUAUUAUAUCUCUUGUUUAAUUCUUUUAUGACUUUGAUUAGAAACAAUUCUGCCAUACAAGUGUAAAUCGUAUUUGUUACGCUGGGUUUUUCUGUGUUUAAAUGUUUUUUCCCUUCUCUGUUUUUUAGUGAAAUGGAAAUAUUUUCCAUGCUGCUUCUUGUUGCCUGGCUUUUACACACGCUGCUGCCUUGCCUAUAAAAAAUGUUCUACUUCCCCUGAAGCAAAAUGUUUUACUGUUAUGCAGUGGCACUAGUGCAAAUACCACCUUCUAAUACAAUGCUGCUCUCCACAAAGAACACUUACUAAACCGGAGACAAUGGUCUUUCACUUAUUAUUUAGUCAGCAGCUACUCCAGUCUAGCAAUUUAUAUUGGCAGCUUAAACAGACAUAACUGCAGUUUCAUUGUUAAUAUAUUCUUUAAAUGCACCUGUAUUGACUGACCUGAAACAAUUUACGAGCAUAUGAGAAAGCUAACGGGAAGUACUAUGGUUACUGCAGGUCCCUUAAGUUUGUCCAUCUAAAAAGAAACCACUUUAAACCAGUACAGGUAUUGGGACACUUAUCUGGAAUGCUUAGGACCUAGUGUUACUGGCUAAAAGUCCUUCCUUAAUAUGGAGUACCAUGCUUGAAGGCUACUAUGAAAACCUUACUAGAGGUACUCAUAGACAAAAAGCAUAUGAUUCAAAAAUUAUUCAUAACUUGUUUAAAUAGGACGUUAAAGGAAAAGCUAUUGUCACAUUGCAGGGCAUUUUAGAUAAAAGGUUUCCAGUUUCCAGAUCCCACGCCUGUACAACAGUUUGUAACCCAAUUGGGUAUUACAAAAAUAUACAUAUAUUUAAUAGUUCUGUUAUUUACCUUUUGAAAUGCUUCAAAACGACUUCAUUGUAGAACUGGAUUUCAAACAUGUGGAAGACUAUGACAAAAGUCUUUACUAGGUAACUUUUCCCCCUCAAAAAUAGGUCUUGGUUGCAAUAUUUUUUUGUUUUUUAAUUACCGUUUGCUUCAAUAUCAACAAUAAAUUGUGAGAGUUCUGUGUGGACCAAUUGAA
Messenger RNA from Xenopus laevis (African clawed frog), 2718 nucleotides. RefSeq names its product ribose-phosphate pyrophosphokinase 2 (gene prps2.S). Gene Ontology annotation, cellular component: cytoplasm; ribose phosphate diphosphokinase complex. NCBI's taxonomy places the organism in Eukaryota, Metazoa, Chordata, Amphibia, Anura, Pipidae. The coding region runs from base 268 to 1224 and encodes 318 amino acids. The transcript is spliced from 7 exons. Gene Ontology annotation, biological process: organophosphate biosynthetic process; purine nucleotide metabolic process; nucleotide biosynthetic process. Gene Ontology annotation, molecular function: ATP binding; magnesium ion binding; ribose phosphate diphosphokinase activity. The record is from RefSeq and is a predicted model, not a curated record.